Messenger RNA from Brassica oleracea var. oleracea, 1765 nucleotides. RefSeq lists its product as uncharacterized. The record is from RefSeq and is a predicted model, not a curated record. The coding region runs from base 350 to 1612 and encodes 420 amino acids. The transcript has a single exon. NCBI's taxonomy places the organism in Eukaryota, Viridiplantae, Streptophyta, Magnoliopsida, Brassicales, Brassicaceae.
UUUCAGACAGUCCCUUUGACGGCUCAAAACCAGCUGCUCUGUUUUCUCUGUUUUGUAUAUUUACCCGUCGUCUCUUUCUCAUCCCUUUUGACUCUGAUCCAGAAACCGCUUCACAAAUUCUCUUCAACACCCACCGCUAAGCAAAUUGCAAAAGUCGAACCCGACGAAGAUACUAUAAUUAAAAAAAAAAAACUAUUUCCUCUCUACGGAAGCGUCGAUUGAUCUAUUGGUUUUUUUUUAUUUGUUUUGUUUUUUGGUCUAUUCGUAAAUGAAAAUUUUCAAAAACUUGGUUUUGUAGAAUCUCGCUUUGAUUAAUUUCACUUGUCGCCGAUUUUAGGGUUUGAAUUAAAUGGAAUCUAAUGUAAUGUUCUCUGGGUUUAGUCCCACAACGUUAAGCCUCGAGACUCCUCAGAAUCCUCCAAACCCAGUUCAGUUUCAGCAUCCUCAUCCGCACCCUUACACAGCCGCCAACGAUCAGCAAACUCAUCAACAACAACAACAACCGAUGAAACAGUUAUACCCUUACGCAGCCAAGACCAAACAGCUCUCGCCAAUAAGCGUCGGCGGAGGAGGAGAAGAAGACGACCGCGGGUCGGGUUCCGGAUCCGGGUGCCACCCGGAAGACAGCGCCGGAACCGACGGGAAGAGGAAAAUCUCUCCGUGGCACCGGAUGAAAUGGACUGACACUAUGGUCCGGCUCCUCAUCAUGGCGGUUUUCUACAUCGGCGACGAGGCCGGUGGGUUGGGAGGAGAUCAAACCGACGGGAAGAAGAAGAUCAGUGGGGGGAUUCUGCAGAAGAAAGGGAAGUGGAAGUCCGUGUCGAGAGCCAUGGUGGAGAAAGGCUUCUCAGUGUCGCCGCAGCAGUGCGAGGACAAGUUCAACGACUUGAAUAAAAGGUACAAGAGAGUCAACGACAUUCUCGGGAGAGGCACGGCUUGUCGUGUAGUGGAGAAUCAGGGUUUGUUAGAAGGGAUGGAUCAUCUCACGCCCAAGUUGAGAGACGAGGUUAAGAAGCUGCUUAACUCUAAGCAUUUGUUUUUUAAGGAGAUGUGCGCUUAUCAUAAUAGCUGCGGGCAUUUAGACCAAAAUCAGAUCCCGGUUCAGUCUAAACCGGAUCAUAAGGGGUGUUUUCAGAUGGCGAUGAUUGUGGAGAGAGAGGAGGAGGAGGGAGAGUCUGAUAUGGCGGAGGAUUCGGAGACGGAGAUUGAGGACACGGAUGAGGAGGAGGAGGAGGAAGAGGAGACGAGUAAGAAGCGGAGGGUAUCCGCGGCUGUGAAGCGGAUGAGAGAGGAGACGGCGCGCGUGUUGGAUGAUCCCGGGAAGAGCGCGUGGGAGAAGAAGGAGUGGAUGAGGAGGAAGGCGCUGGAGAUUGAGGAGAGGAAGGUCGGGUACGAGUGGGAGGCGGUGGAGAUGGAGAAGCAGAGGGUGAAGUGGAUAAGGUAUAGGAGCAAGAAAGAGAGGGAGAUGGAGAAGGCUAAGCUGGAGAACCAGCGGAGGAGUCUUGAGACGGAGAGGAUGGUUCUGGUUCUGAGGCGGAGGGAGAUUGAGCUGACGGAGUUGCAGUUGGCGGGUAAACGGGUCGACCCGAGUUCAGCGACCGGGGUGAGAUGAUUAGUGUUAGGACUUUGUGUGUUUUGGGUUCGAUUUAUAUAAAGUUUAUUAGUUUCAAAUCUGGAUGGUGGUGCUUAGGAUUCUCACGUUUUCGCCUAAUCGGCACAUUAUAUAUUAGUAAUUAAAACUUAUUUAACGGAUGAUUAAUUGGUA